UGACAGUUGCCGAACCAACGAUAGAUUCAAAGAUUUAGGCACCGUACAGUUUCAGAAAGAGUAUAAAUUGAAUUUAUUUGUAUUUUGAUUAACAUAUCGAUCCAAAUAUAAACUAUUUAUCCCUAAUUAACUGUUAACUAUAUUUACACAAUGAGUUUCGGACUACCACCCCUUAAAGUAAAGCCAGAACAUGAUGACAAUGGUGUCAAGAUUCAAGAAAAUACUUUUGGUAUCCCUGACCCCAUGAUUGCCGGUUUAGGUGCCACAAGACCUAAACUAGGUUUUGUACAUCCACUAGAAGCAUCCGAGAAAAAUUACCAUUUAAAUGAAGAGAAACUGAAUCUAGCGAUGCUGCGCAAUGUCCAAGGUCUACAUGCGCCAAUGAAAAUUACAAUGGAGAGGAAGUUUGCGAGUAAGGUUGGACGUCUACCCUUUCUGCCCAGUUCUAAUCUCCAACAUGACGUUUUAACUGGCAGAUACAUCGAUAUUGGUUUUGAAGACAUUCUCAACACACGUGAUCUAUGUGAAACUGCCGGUCAGCCACACGCUGUCAUAGAGAGAUCACUUGGACUUCUUUAACUUUGCACUUCUUGUAAAUCUUAUUUGUAAUAAAUAAUAAAAUAAAAUGUUUUUAAUAUAA
Messenger RNA from Bombyx mandarina (wild silkworm), 640 nucleotides. It is a transcript of the gene Pomp, whose product is annotated as proteasome maturation protein. NCBI's taxonomy places the organism in Eukaryota, Metazoa, Arthropoda, Insecta, Lepidoptera, Bombycidae. The record is from RefSeq and is a predicted model, not a curated record.